This is a messenger RNA of Coniophora puteana RWD-64-598 SS2, 1373 nucleotides long. RefSeq lists its product as uncharacterized. The transcript has 8 exons. The coding region runs from base 46 to 1056 and encodes 336 amino acids. The record is from RefSeq and is a predicted model, not a curated record. NCBI's taxonomy places the organism in Eukaryota, Fungi, Basidiomycota, Agaricomycetes, Boletales, Coniophoraceae.
CGCGUCUCUUCCCACCCACCCGCCUUUUCGGCACAGGCUUUCGCCAUGCCAUACGUCUCGAGAUGGGCUGGUGCAGCCGCGAUCGCAGUUGGCCUAGGGCGGAUGGCUAGGUCUCAGUCGACAAACGUGACUUGUCCGACUUCCUUGUGGUGGGCAAAUAACACGAUGGGCCAAAAUCCGUGCCUCAUGGCAGCUUAUGCCUACGAACCUUGCUCUGGCAACGUUGAUGUUACUACGUUGGCAAGCGGCACUGUUUACUCCGGCGCAGGCAACCAAACCAGCCUAGAGGGGUGUCUCUGUAACACCGUGACCUAUUCCUUAUUCGCAGCGUGUGCGACGUGCCAGAAUGUAGCUGCUCAAGACUGGGCCACCUGGAGCGGCGGGUGCUCAGGAAGUACUAUCGGGCAACUACAGUAUCCACCGGGCGUUCCUUCAGGAACUGUGUUUCCUCCAUGGGCAUAUCUCCCGAUCGUUAACAACGGGUGGGAUGAAAGCAUAGCACAGACAAACGCCUCCUUAGUGGCAGUUGCCAUGUCCACAUCGGCGGCCAUCUCAUCCUCAUCCAUCGCAUCCGUAUCAGCGACCUCUGUUGCCGCAUCCUUGUCAAACGCCGCCAUUGCCUCCUCGUUAUCUGUUCUCCAAGCCUCGCAGACCGCGGGGUCAAGCUCGUCGCAUAGCCACACGGGUGCAAUCGCGGGCGGUGUUGUUGGUGGCGUAGUCGGGCUCGCCCUGGUUGCAGGCGCUGUCUUCGUUUUCCUUCGGCGCCGCAGGAACAAACAAAGUGGCGUAUCUGGCGCCUACGCUGACCCAAGCAACAGUCAGCCGGAGAUGUACCAGUCGGGAAUGAACCGACAAACCAAGUUUUACAAUCCGGAUGACCCGACGACAUACCCCACCUCGCCCCAUGCAGAUAGCGAUACCCAGCAUUCUCCUGGACACCAUUUACCUGGUCCUUACCAGCAAACAACCCACGAGGAUCAAAGCUCGGGCUAUCAUCCGUCCACUACAUAUAGUGGGACGCUGGCGCAGGGAUACAGCGGAGCGCCAGAGGUAUAACGCGUUUUACGCUUUGAUGAACCUGUUUUCUAUGUUUGGGGGUUUAUGAUGUUUCCGCGGCUGUGAAGCAAUGUCAUACAGCUUAUUUAUUGGUAUGCAAUGGUUUUUGUACUAUUACUGGUGACCCUACAAGUCUGGCUGUUUCGUACACAUACGGUCAUUCUUCAAGAAUAUACGUGUGAUGAUGUUUAGGACGUCUCGCAUGGAUUUCCCUGUAGUGCCUGCUUAUCUUUCGCUUUGGACGCCAUGACUUUCCCAGCUUGAAAGACCACAUGUUGUGUUUUCCAUAUCCGCAGUAUAAACUCUAUCAUAAGGAC